Molecule: messenger RNA, 732 nt
Organism: Cornus florida
Lineage: Eukaryota; Viridiplantae; Streptophyta; Magnoliopsida; Cornales; Cornaceae
Exons: 4
Coding region: 73-381 (102 amino acids)
Source: RefSeq, a predicted model, not a curated record
CCCACCAUUUCCUGUAUCGUCUGGGGUUAAGCUUUUCGAUCUCACAAGAGUUCAUUGACAAAGGUCAGAGCCAUGGCUUCGUCAUGGGCAGUGAUGGCGGCUCGUCAAGCCUCAACCCUAACUCGGCUCUCCUCUUCGAAGUCAGCAUCAACUCAAGCCGCUUCCCUAAUUCACCGCCGUGGCCUUGCUGGCUCUGCAGAUCACCAUGGACCUGCAAGGGUUAGCUUUUGGAAAGACCCGAUGAGUCCAUCUAAAUGGAAGGAAGAGCAUUUUGUGAUUAUCUCUUUAUCUGGCUGGGGUGUGAUUUUCUAUUCGGGGUACAAGUUCUUCACCGGAGGCAAGAAAAACAAUGAAGAGAAAUUGGCGGAAGCAUCACACUAGGAUGUGGGGUUUUAGUGUCAUCAUCCACAAGGCUUCUUAAUAAUGUCUGUGAUUGGACUUCACAUCUGCUGGGAUCGCGUCUUCUUUGAUUGGAGAUAGUCGAGUUUGUCAGUGUCAAUAAAUUUUGGAGAAUGACGAGUGAUGGAUUUUCAGAUUUUAGGUACAUUGUAUGAUUUGUGAAACAAUCCGCUCUUUUCUUUUGCUUGUUUUUUGGGGGCAAAUUUGAUCAUCUGAGGUGUACCUUCGAUGUUCAAAUGGUAAGCUGCUCUUAAGAUUACCGUAAUAUCUCAACUCUGUUCAUCAUGUACUCUGGAAGCCAAUUAAUUGUGAUUUUCUGGAGAAUUGGCAUAA